This is a messenger RNA of Clunio marinus, 618 nucleotides long. The record is from the annotation of a GenBank genome assembly. NCBI's taxonomy places the organism in Eukaryota, Metazoa, Arthropoda, Insecta, Diptera, Chironomidae.
AUGAGACUUGUGAACGAGAGAAGUCGCUGCGAGACAAGAGUAAAGAAAACACAUAGAGACAGUCACAAAAACAAACAGAACAUUAGACAUCACAGCGAUGUUGCUGUAGUUUGCAAAUCCACGAGUCAACAUUUUAAACUUCAUAUUAAUGUUUUGAGUAGCUACGACGAUGAAAUAUGUUUGAAUCAUCAUCAUCUUUUCAAAACUAGGAUGAAACUUUCAACUACUAUUGGUUGCUUUCCUGAUGCGACAUUUUUACAGAAAUGGUUGACAAUCUCGUUGACAGUUUGUUCAAAAUCAAAGUUGAUACUUUCAGGAUUUCGAAGAUGUCGGUCUUUGAUAUUUAUUUUAGUUUUUUUGCAGGAUAGGUCUCUUUUGUGUCCCUCUCUCCCUAAAAGAUCUGACAAAAGGCGGAGUUUUUGGAAAGGACAUAAAAAACCUUGUCAGUUGUUAUUGCUGAUGCAAUUGGAAAAAAAAACUGCACUUCAAUCAUUGAAAAUCGAAAAAACUAUUCAACUCAACCAAAUGAAGAACUUAAGAAGGCACAGUGGUAGAUUUCAAUGGAUAGAUUUAACAUUGAAAGGAAAACUUCGUAUGAACGGACAUAAAGAGAAAUGA